Morone saxatilis (striped sea-bass) is the source of this 2296-nucleotide messenger RNA. RefSeq names its product serine and arginine rich splicing factor 2a (gene srsf2a). Lineage: Eukaryota; Metazoa; Chordata; Actinopteri; Moronidae. The transcript is spliced from 2 exons. The record is from RefSeq and is a predicted model, not a curated record. Gene Ontology annotation, molecular function: RNA binding. The coding region runs from base 1152 to 1817 and encodes 221 amino acids.
AGGCUUACAUGAAUUGCUUACGUGUUGGGAAAUAAAUAAUUGUUAUAGUAUUUAUAGUAAGCAUGUUAGUGUUGAGAAAUGUAAACGUUAUAGUGUUUACCGCCGCUCUCUGGUUUACUUGUAUUUGUUUACGAGCCAGUUUUGCCCGGUCCAAUGUGGCGGCGACGUUGACGUAUCCCAGCAACAGGCCGAAGCGACCAAUGCGGCCGCCAUAUUGGGAAGGUCGAGAUUCGCUACUGUACAAUACUGAGAGAUUCAGACUUCACCACGAAAUCGACUGUAACUCGUUUAAAUCUGAACCUAUUAUCAUGAAAUGUUGUUUGUUAUUGACACAUUUUACAUUUCACUAAAUAAGCAACCAGGAAGCUUUAUAACAAUACAAUUGAUAUAGAUAGCUGCAUUUGUAAAGAAAUGUAAACAAUGUAUGCAAUAAUAGAUAAGAGCUUGCGUGUCCUAGUGGAAAGUUUAGGCUAUUCAGAAGGUGAUUUUAUUAACUGAAUUAAUUAACAAGUAGUCAGUAUCAGGUUCUUUCUUAAUAACAAACCAAGUUUUAUUAAAUUUGGUUUAGAGUUACAGUUUAACUGCGUCUCUGUAUUAUUAACUCGCGGAUUUUGACCUCUGCAAUAUGGCGACCGCUCUGUUUCUACAUGUAUGGCGCUGACUGCAGUGCAGAGAGGACGGCGCCCCGUGGAGGACACACCGAGCCUGAACCGACAUUUACCCUCCGGACAUGAGUGCAGAUGACAGUAAAAAGAUAUAUAUUCCCGCAAUAAUCAGAGUGAUAGAAAUCACAACGACAAAAGCAGAAUAACGGUCCAUUAUCGCCGUUACUAAGCGACCCCGCGUCGCCAGAGGGCGGUGUAACGGUCGGUGUAACGGUCGGUGAACAGCCGGGCAGCCAAUCAGAGGAGGCCAACAUGGGCGCACAGAGGAGGGGGGAGGAGGAAGCUUUAUUGCCGCCAUUUCACGUGAAAGCAGCGCGGUAGGAACGACGUUCCGGGAUAAACAAUUACAAACAAAAUCCGCCCGAGUUUGAGUUUAAUACCCCAGCUGGAGAUUUAUUAACCAACGGUAGCCGUUUCAGUUAACGGAAAGGCCGAGCGGUGUUCGUUUUUAACCCGGGCGGCUCUGUUGCUUAGAGACGGUAGAAAAUGAGCUACGGAAGGCCGCCGCCAGACGUGGAGGGGAUGACCUCCCUCAAAGUGGAUAACCUGACUUACCGAACUUCGCCGGAGACUCUGCGCCGGGUUUUCGAGAAGUACGGCCGUGUGGGCGACGUGUACAUCCCCCGGGACCGGUACACCAAGGAGAGCCGCGGGUUCGCCUUCGUGCGGUUCCUCGACAAGCGGGACGCCGAGGACGCCAUGGACGCGAUGGACGGCGCGCUGCUCGACGGGCGGGAGCUCCGGGUGCAGAUGGCCCGCUACGGACGACCUCCCGACUCCAUGUACAGCCGGAGAGGGGCUCCGCAACGCAGAUACGGAGGUCGUUCAGCCAGUCCUCGACGCCGCAGACGCAGCCGCAGCCGCUCCAAGAGCAGAAGCCGUUCCCGAUCCAGGAGCCGCCACCACUACAGCCGCUCCAGGUCCCGCUCCUACUCCAGAUCCAGGUCCAGAUCCAGGUCCAGGUCCAAGUCCAAGUCCAAGUCCAGAACCCCCAGGCGGAGCAAGUCGAAGUCUCCCUCCAGGUCUAGAUCCCGGUCCAGGUCCAAGUCGAGGAGUCGAACCCCGCCUUCCAACAGGGGGUCCAAAUCCAGGUCCAGGUCCAAAUCCAAGAGUAGGCCCAAAUCUCCAGAGGACAACGGAGCAGAGUGUUAACCCAAACUAGGACACAAUAUGACGGUAUUCAGGGGAAAGGGUGGAUUAUAUUACAUUUAAAAUAUUAUAUCUGAGGUGGCUUUCUGUCGUCACGGUCGGGAUUCUGCAGCCUUGAUGCUCCAUCAGCCGUUUGCACGCGAGCAACAAAGUCUGCAAAAUCCGAACUGUGUUUUUAGAGUUUAAAAUCAGAUCGGGACUGAUGUCGUUCACAGUCCUUCGUUCUGUGUGUGCUUUACUUUGCUCGUAUCGCUCAGCCGAUCUAAAGCACACACAGGCAAACGGCACAUGUGACCUAAUGUAUCAUAUAUUUAUACAUUUAUAUAUUUAAAAAGUGGGUAUUAAUCACAUUUGUACUCGUGUGAGUGUGCAUGGGAGGGACGUGGGCUGCUUCACUCAAAACGUUCACCUAAAUGUGGAAUUCUUUCCUCCAAGCUGCGGAGUCCUGUUUGCAAAGGGAGGAGGAGGAGGAGGAGAGGGAG